Trichoderma aggressivum f. europaeum is the source of this 519-nucleotide messenger RNA. RefSeq lists its product as uncharacterized. NCBI's taxonomy places the organism in Eukaryota, Fungi, Ascomycota, Sordariomycetes, Hypocreales, Hypocreaceae. Gene Ontology annotation, biological process: regulation of DNA-templated transcription. The transcript has 2 exons. The record is from RefSeq and is a predicted model, not a curated record. Gene Ontology annotation, cellular component: chromatin; nucleus. Gene Ontology annotation, molecular function: DNA binding. The coding region runs from base 1 to 519 and encodes 172 amino acids.
AUGGCGCGCACCAGAGACGACGCCAAGGCAGCGGCUGCCGAUGCGGCUGCAGACAUCACUCGCCAGCCCACCGCAGAUGCUGGCGUGAAGAAGACGCCGGGUCGCGGUCGAGGCCGCCCCAAGAGCGCAAAGUCGCCCUCGAAGCCGUACGUGCCCACCGGCCGCCCUCGCGGAAGGCCCAAGGGCAGCUUCAAGUCCAAGGAGGGCGCGGAGAGGGCGAAGAAACCAAAGAAGCCGAGCGCGCCGCUGGCCCCGGGCCAGACGCGUGGACGUGGCAGGCCGCGCAAGUCAGACGUCGUGCCGGCGCAGGAGGACAACCAGGAGCAGACGGCAGAGUCCGAGGCCAACGCUGAGGCUGAAGCCGGAGAUGAUGCCGCCGAGAACCAGCCAGGUAUCGGUGACGUGACUGGUGGUGCACGCGCCGGGACGCCGCGGCAGUCUCCCGAAUACGAGGUCGGUCCUUCAUCAUCAUUCACAUCACCUGCGUGGUUCUCGCGAUUCAAGAACAUUAUUGGCUGA